UUGAUAAGAUUGAUAAGGAGUUGAGUAAGGAUUUAACAAGGAUAAAGGAUUACAAUUACAAUUAGUGUUAGAGCCUUGAAGAAAGAAUUUUGCACGUUGUCCAAUAUGCAAGGAAUACCGCAUAAUUUAAGAAAACAUUUUUGAUCGUUUCUGCGUCUUCUCAACUGGAGCUGGAAAUAUCGAGUAUACAUUACUUCAAGAAUCAUGUACGCCUAUGAAUGGAGGUCUUAUACAGAAGCCGAUUACGAAUCUGAUUAUGAUUACAAUCACUGCGAUCAUAUUUCUUCGAAAUCAGAACCAAAGACUACCACGGUGGAAUCCUUUUUCAAGUUCCAUGACGUUUCGAUAAAAGUUGGCGAGAAAACUUAUCUAUUGAAUCGUUUGCAAUUAGCUUUAGUGUCCAAUUACUUCGAGAAAUUAUUCACCGAAGAUUACGCUGAGAAAAAUAGCAAUUUUGUGGAAAUUGGUGCCUUGGACAGCGAUACGUUUUCUGUCAUAGUCGAUGUAAUUAAUGGAAAAGAUAUCGAGUCGUUCAUAAAUCCUGAUAGCUACGUUUCAUUAUUGAUAGCUAUGGAUUACUUACAAAUGGAAAUCGAUCUGAAACCGUUUGAAACGUUUCUAUGGGAGUAUAUAAAUAAAGAUAUAGAUUUCGACGUCCAAAUGCUCGAAUUGUGUAAUUUCAUCGGCGGAAAUCAAGAUUACAAAUAUUUGGAAUCCAGGGUUCAUUACUAUCUAUCUUGUCAUUUCGAGGAUUUACUCGAUUAUCAAGAAUUUCUUCUCUUACGAUUGGAAGAUCUUGUAGAUAUCAUGAAGAUGCAACAACGCAGCACCCGCUACUAUCCUUGUGCGUAUGAAAAGAAUAUUGUUAGUCGAAUUUGUGCCAAAUGGAUAUGUCACGACGUUAAAAAACGAUUGAAUGGUUUUGUUAAACUGGUGAAUGCUGCGAAUUAUAGACUGUUCCGGACUUCGUUUCGAAUAACCGCUGCUAAUGUCAACAUUUCAUUGAAUAAUGUGAAAGAAGAUACGAUCGAAGAAGAGAUCCGAAAACACUUUUUUGAACUUCUGGAUUACAGUGGAAAAAUUGAUCCUGAUGAUCCUGAAGAUCAAAAAUUAAUGCCGUCAUGGCGCGGGCGAUAUACGAGAGCCAAAAUAAAUGAAAUUGACAAAAAACAAAAAUGGAUCAAAUUCUUUGAGAACGAAUAUUUAUACGAUGUAACGAUAAAAGCUGGUGAAAAAACGUAUAAACUUCAUCAAUCGGUGUUGAAAACAGCAUCAAGAUAUUUCACAGAUCUAUUUUCUGCCAAAAACUGCCAAUCGCUGGGUCAAUCUGCGGAAUCAUCAACGUGUGAGAGUAAAGACAUACAAUACACAGUAGACUUCGAUGAAACUACUUUCGACGCGGUUAUCAGGUUCGUAUAUUUUGACGAUAUUAAAAUGAUGAAAACACUCGCAGAAUCAUUGGGAAUGCUGAAAGCCGGAGAAACUUUGGAAAUGAAUAAAUUGAUAGAAAAAAGUUUAUCUUGGAUGGAAAGUAAUGCGAAAGAUUUCAGUGUUGAGGACAUUCUCCAAAUACUAGAUCUUACUGUAGGCGAUGACUCGUUCUCUAAUGUGUCGUCUGCGUGCAAGCAGAUUUCCAAUUUGGUCUGCAAAUUUUUCGAAUCUGAUGCAGCCAAAAACCUUACGCGUGAUUUCUAUCAUCGCAUCUGGAAGGUUAAUGAAAUAUUACAAUGUGUCAAAUUGACGAAAAAAUGCACGCGGUGGGUGUUGGAGAAUCUUCGGACACUGAAUAAUGACGAUAUUAUCAAAAUAUUCAACAAAAAACACGCAGAAGAUGAAAUUAUUGAAUUUCUCGACUCUUUCAGUGGAGAAAAGUCAUAUUUUGAUUGUGUUUCUUACAUGUUGUACGCUAGUGAAAACUUGGGAGUUAAGAAAUUGGCGAAUGCAUGCUUGAAAUGGAUUUUUAAAAAUGUGGAAAAAAUGACCCCCGAAAAUGUCAUCGAGGUAUUAAACUUCACCCGCGGUAAAGAAAGAUUUGAUCGUGAACACGCAUUUUUGCUAUAUAAGCAUGUGAUUGCCACAUGGCCAGACAUCAACGAAUCGCUGUUCUGUACAAUUACUUGCGCUACGUUGAAGAAUAUACUUGCUUUACCAAGUUUCCAUUUUGAUGAUCCUCAUCAGAUCGUGGAUAUUUGUGCUAAAUGGAUCGUACACGAUGUAACAAGCCGGUAUCAAUUAAUUCGUGAAAUUGCCUCGAAUAUAAAUCGCAAUCGCACAGUGAACUGCGAUGAUUAUAAGAUUUCUAAAAUUCCUCAAGAUUUGAGUAGCUGUUCGCAACAAUCGAUCAGAGAUAAAUUAUGGGAAAUACUGUGCUUAACUUCGUUAGUGCCUCAUUCGAGUAUGGAAGAUUCAACUAUGGGAGAAAUUCCAAUAUUUAUCGCAACAUCCGAUAAAUAUAGACAUUAUAGAACUGGCUUCCAGUGUAAUAUUUUGGAUGUAAAGUUGAACAGUAUUGCACCUUUGAGGUCUCUCCAGUUUCAUUAUGAGAAUGAUUCGGAAAAGUACUACCACCCAGAGUAUCCAUUAUCGGCAACUCUAAUCGAGGAUAAUUUAUUCAUGCUUUGUGAGAUAUACGACAAAUCUGCGUUCUACGUUUACAAUUUAUCGUUAAAGCAACUCUACUCUUUGGCAGGAAUCCCUCGCAUUACAAGAGGUCGCGAUGGUGUAAUAUUGAAUUGCGAGGGUCAAGUGUACUGUUGCUUCAGGGAAUCGGGUGUCGUAAUGAGAUAUUCCGUAGAAUUGAAUCGUUGGGAAAUGAUUUUUAAAGGCGUGGAAAUAACACGGUAUGGUUUUAGGAGCAGGAGAAUAUAUCUUUAUACCAGUGAUGGCACACACCUGUACAGAGUUUUCAAAAAUAAUUCCGAUCGUUACGUCGCACAAAUGUGGAAUUUCAAACAAAAUUCUUGGAUUUUACUACCAGAUCUGCCAACUUUACCUCAUUCCGAGUGUCCUUUAAGACUGACCAAUGUCAAAGAUGGUAUCGCCAUAUUACUCCAAUCUGUGAUAUUUUUGUUCGAUCUUAAUUUGUCAUCGUGGCGAGAGAUUUCGCUUCCGGUGAGAUGUAUAAGCAGUUACAGUACCGAUAUUAUAAUCAUCGCGUAUUACGAUAACAGUCUGUUGUACGUGUAUGAAAGUAAAAUGUACUCGUACCAAUUACAAAAUCUACAAGAAAAUUGGACGAUGAUAAAAGAUGAACUAUACAAUCAUGCAUUUUGUAAUGUGGCAGUUAUUCAUCGUUGCUUCAACGAUACAUGGACUAGGGCCAAUUUGCCCAAAAAACAGAAAAAAAUUAGAAGGAGAAAAAAUCAAAAAAAUCAGUCAUGAGUCAGUUUCUGGUUAUAACAAUUUAUGUGCAUCGUCAUGAGCGCUUCCUUGAUAUAUGGUAGGAUGUACCUAACCUACCUAUGGAACCCUUUCCACCAAAAAACCUACAAUUUCUUAAUCACUUAUGAUUAUACUUCUAUUAUAUUAUGCCAACAUUUGUGUUCAUAUGUAUUAUCUGAAUUAAUAAAUCUUCUCUAUUUUGAA
This is a messenger RNA of Planococcus citri (citrus mealybug), 3585 nucleotides long. RefSeq lists its product as uncharacterized. The transcript has 3 exons. Gene Ontology annotation, molecular function: protein binding. Bases 205 to 3381 code for a protein of 1058 amino acids. The record is from RefSeq and is a predicted model, not a curated record. NCBI's taxonomy places the organism in Eukaryota, Metazoa, Arthropoda, Insecta, Hemiptera, Pseudococcidae.